ACCAAAAUAAAUUUUCGACGUAGCCUCCAACAUUGCCAAUAGUUUCUCUAACGCAAUGAUCAACCUAAAGCAAGCUCUCCCGUUUUAUGAUGCGCAUCUGAUGUUGAGGCUUCUGUCGACUUACCGGCUGGUAUCAUGAUCCUCAAUCUGCUCUACUCAUUCCUAUUCACGCUAAUCUCGCGAGGAUGCUCUCUCAGCAUUACGGUAACCACUCCGCCUCAUUUCCAAGCCAAUCAAACCAUUUCGGUCCUUCUGACUCCAAGCUCCGAGGACCCGUUCCAUUUCUUUAUCGCCGUUCGAAGAAUGAGUCCACCGGAUACGAACUUUACUUCAUCCAUACAGCCUGUAGACAAUUUAACUGAGGCUCGCAUUGUGUCUGUUGAUCUCGAGUUUUCAGGUACAACCUACAUAGUAGCCCAAAGAAUUAGCCCCAUCGACUUAAGUUCAAACGUCACAUUUGCUUUGAGUGAACCUUUUCAGGUAGACGAAGGUCGGGAAAUUGACGUCUCAUCACCCACCCUUUCUAAUGUCGAUGAAUCUGCUACAAUGAGCUCUACAAUGAUCGCUUCAACCCCUGGGGCAUCAGAUUCCUCACCGUCGAAACAUGAUCAUACACCCACAACCAUAGCCGGCAUCGUUAUCAGCGUCUUUCUUCUCGUUCUAAUCGCAGCAUCUGUCUUCAUAUGGCGGUACCGCAAGCGCCGGAACAUCCCUCCCUCGCGCGCCUUCCUCAAUGACCUCGAUGACAAAAGGCAUCUUAGGGCCUCACCGAAUGAUCACUCGCCGGACGUUCCACCUCCCGCAUAUUCACCGCGCAUCAGCCGUUUAACAUCUAUAUCACGCUGGUGGGAGCCUCGAAGUUACGAUCCCGCAACUUUGAAGUCUCCGCUGAAAGUCUGAAUUUGACAAAAAUUUGCUGAUAGAGUAACAUCUGGUGGUGAUUUAUUUGGGCAGGUCUUGUUGAUAUAUUGCUCUGGCUGGACAAUCAUCGAAAUUAGAAUAUAUGUAAUUUAAAUUUCAUUCAACCCACAAUCUCAAAAGAGAUGAGC
Messenger RNA from Desarmillaria tabescens, 1049 nucleotides. RefSeq lists its product as uncharacterized. The transcript is spliced from 8 exons. Bases 136 to 900 code for a protein of 254 amino acids. The record is from RefSeq and is a predicted model, not a curated record. Lineage: Eukaryota; Fungi; Basidiomycota; Agaricomycetes; Agaricales; Physalacriaceae.